AAUUCCCUAUUUUAAAUAGAUUACAUGAUGUUAUAUCAAAUAGCAUUAACCAAUGUCAUUACAAUGUUUAAAGUUCUUAUUAAAUAAUUGUGUCCUAAACUAAUUCUAAACCCGGUACUGUAUUGACCUUGACAUAUUAUUCCUUAACACAAUGGCGCUGCCCACCGUCUACAUUUGUUUAUAUGCAAAAUGAGCUCGUAUACCCUUAGCAUAGAGUUAAAAUUUAUUUGUACAGAAACGUUUGACAGCUAGUAUAGUGCACCUAACAAGUUGUCAUAAUGGGAAAACGCGCCAACAUGUAUGUUUUCAAAUUAAAAGAAUUUAUCGAAACGAGCUAUUAUCUGUUGUGGUUACUAAAGUAAAGGAAUGAUUUAGCCUAUUCUUCUAAUUAUUCUGUUAUACCUUAUUAGUUUCACCAGCUAUUUUUACAGAAAUUCUAAACUUGCUUCGCGCCGAUUCUUGUUUGUUGACAUUCGUACGUCAUGCAGUCGUCUUUGGGAGCGCGGUACGGCGUCGUAUCUCGCGGUGGAAACGUUGAAUAAAACACAUUUACACAAAAUAAACACACGGAUUACACGGUGUGAGCGUUGUUGUGAGGUGUUGACACUAUUGGACGUAAUUAUAAACAACAGUGGCAGUGAACGAACAAAAAGAGCGGGCAAAAUCAGUGCAAGUGACGAUAAUACUAUUCUAUUUAUAGAUAGGUACCUAUGGCGCGAUAAUAAUUUUCGUUCAACAAUAGCGAUGCACGAGUUUCGUAGUUUCUAAUUGUAGACUUAUAGAAAUACAGUACAAUUGGGUUACUAUCUGUCAUUAUAGAGUCGAGUAAUUCUACGGAAAAACAGCCGCUUAAACUCGUUUGACAGCUAACAACACACACAGACAAAGAUUGCUUUGCGCAUGUUUGCGUGAACGAGCAGUGAUGUAGAAUUCGCUUAUCGAUCAGUUAGAUAAUUUCAAGGACAUCUAAACAUCUUAUGAAUGCUAUAAAACAAUAUUUUCAGCAUUUUAUAAACAUUAAACAUGGAAUCACCUAUUAAGGAAAAUCCAGAAAUACCUAGAAGCGAUUCGACGAGUUCGAAUCAACUUUUUAUAUCGGAACAGUUAGACUUGCCCGACGACACAUUUCGUAUGAGCUUAGAUUAUAUAACUGAUAUCGGUGAAAAUGUAACAAUUGGGGACAGGGACGUAUCAAUUGAUAGCGUAAAACCUGACUCAAACAUUAAUACACCUUCACCGCCCGUCAUACCGUUUAAAAAGCAAUCACCCACACUAGAAACAGAUUCACAAUGCUCAAACCAAUCUCCAGCAAUUGCGGAGACCCCAAAGCGUAAAGAUGACAUACAAGAAAGUCCGAAGCAAGCCAAUGUACUCAAACUUUCGCUGGCUACGAAAGAAAACGAUGGCUUUGUGAAACCAUCACCUUUGGAUGUGAUGUCGCCGGCAAAAAUGCUACAAUUUGAGGUAGAUUUAACAAACAGCGCUACACCAACAAUGAAACGCGCGGCGAUUGAUUUCAAUUUCUUUAAUAAGAAUACUUUCGAGGAAUAUUUUAAAGACGAGAGUAAUGAAAAGGAAACGGGCGUAGCGUUCAAAGAGACACCGGUUAUAGUGAAGGCUAACACCGUUCGACACGAAAUAGGCUAUGUUAAUCUAAAUGGUGCUUCAAAAGUGGACAUAUCACACUUUGACCUGCUCAAAGUUCUCGGCACUGGAGCGUACGGCAAAGUGUUUCUUGUUAAAAAGCGAUGCGGCGUUGACGAGGGCAAACUAUACGCGAUGAAACUGCUGAAGAAGGCGUCCAUCGUGCAGAAGCUGAAGACGGCCGAGCACACCAGGACGGAGAGACAGGUGUUAGAGGCGGUCCGAGCGUGUCCCUUUCUCGUUACGUUGCACUACGCGUUCCAAACGGACACUAAAUUACACCUCAUAUUGGAUUACGUAGCUGGCGGGGAGCUGUUCACGCAUCUGUAUCAGAGGGAACACUUCAACGAGGAUGAAGUUAGAAUAUAUAUAGCUGAAAUUAUACUUGCUCUCGAGCAGUUACAUAAGCUCGGCAUAAUAUACCGCGACAUAAAACUCGAGAACAUCCUGCUGGACGCCGAGGGGCACAUCGUGCUGACGGACUUCGGCCUCUCGAAGGAGUUCUGCGGCGGCGAGAGCCGCGCGUACAGCUUCUGCGGCACCAUCGAGUACAUGGCGCCGGAGGUGGUCCGCUGCGGCAGUCAGGGGCACGAUAUCGCGGUCGACUGGUGGUCGGUGGGCGUGCUGACGUACGAGCUGCUCACGGGCGCAUCGCCGUUCACGGUGGAAGGGGAGAAGAACACGCAGCAGGAGAUCACCAAGCGGAUAGUGAGGUGCAGCUACCCGGUGCCGAAUGACGUCAGUCCGGAGGUGCAGGACUUUAUUAAGAAAUUAUUAGUGAAAGACCCGCGGAGACGUUUAGGCGGUGGCGAAGAAGAUGCGGAGGAACUUAAAAGACAUCCUUUCUUUAAGAAGCUGGACUGGGAGGCGGUGGCGCGGCGCGAGGUGGCCGCGCCGUUCGUGCCGGCGCUGGCGCACGCGGCCGACACGAGCAACUUCGCGGGCGAGUUCACGCGCAUGCGCCCCACCUACUCGCCCGCGCAGGCGCCCAAACACCACGACAAGCUGUUUUUGGGCUAUUCGUACGUAGCGCCGAGCAUACUGUUCUCGGAGAACGUGAUCUCCGAUCAGAUAUGGAUGCAGGCGACGGGACAGAAACAUGACAAGCUCAAGGGAUGGGUAGCUAAGGAUUCACCGUUCUUCCAAAAGUACGCAGUGGACCUGAGCACGCCGCUGCUCGGCGACGGCUCGUACGCGGUCUGCAGGAAGUGCAUACACAGACAGACGGGGAGGGAGUACGCUGUUAAGAUAAUAUCAACGCAAAAGAAGGACGUAAAACAAGAAAUCGAGUUGCUCAAAGCAUGUCAAGGGUCGCCAUACAUUAUCACACUGCACGAAGUCUUCCAGGACUCUGCGUUCACGUACAUAGUGACGGAGCUGGCGAGCGGCGGCGAGCUGGCGGCGCAGCUGGGCGCGGUGGGCGAGCGCGCGGCGCGGCGCCUGCUGGCGCAGCUCGCGCUCGCCGUGGCGCACAUGCACGCGCGCCGCGUCGUGCACCGGGACAUCAAGCCGGAGAACAUCCUUCUGACGACGUCCCGCCUCAACGAAGCGAAAGUCAAAGUGGUAGACUUCGGGUUCGCGCGCCGCCUGCCCGAGAGCGAGGAGCGGCAGCGGAUGAUGACGCCGUGCUUUAGUUUACCGUACGCCGCGCCCGAGGUGGUGUCGUGCGUGCGCGGCGCCGGCGCCGGCUACGGGCCCGAGUGCGACAUGUGGAGCUUGGGGGUCAUAUUCUACUGCAUGCUGUGCGGGAAGGCCCCGUUCGCGCCGAGCUCGCGCAAGGAGCCCGUCACCUCGCUCAUGGAUCGGAUUCGAAGCGGCACCUUUUCUAUGGACGGUGCGGGCUGGGCGACGGUGUCGGCGGACAGCAAGCGCAUCGUGCGCGCGCUGCUGUGCGUGCGCGCGCACGAGCGAAUGGGCGCGCGCGCGCUGCUGCACGCGCUGGGCGCCGCGCCGCCGCCCGCCGCCGCCGACCCCGCCGACCCCGCCGACCCCGCCGACCCCUCCGACCCCGCGCCCUUCCGCCUCGCGGACAUGACCAAAGCUGAUCUGUACAAGCGCAGAAAUAAGAACAAGCAGAGAAAGUCGAGCACCUCAGAAUCGACCGAGACCACCACGGAAUUAGAGGAGACGAGAGAGAACAGCCUCUUGGAAACCAUAAACAACCUCAAGAAUAGAAUGAACAAGAACUCCAUAGAGAACGAUGUGGAACUCAUCAAAGCCAACACGCAAGACACUCCGGUCAACGAAAGCGCCGAACCCACCUUCGAUGACUCCAGCGACGAAGUGCCCUCUGUCAAACCGGUGGAGAAGACCUACUCCAAACCCAAGUCUAAACUGGACGACUACAUUUACAUCGAGAGCAGUCAGGGUCUGGAGGAUACGGAAGUGGCGUUCCCGAAGACGACGCGCAGAAAAGUGUCCCAAUCCCCGGUUCCGAGGAAAAGGAGAAAAAUCGAGGGCAAAAAAGAGGGAAUGGAGUUGCGUAGCCGCGUCGAAACACCAGAGAAGCGCGGCAGAGGGAGACCCAGGAAAGUUCCGGAAGGUGCACAGAAGGAGUCAAUAGAGAAUGAUAAGAGAGUCACGAGGAAGCGCAGACACGAGGAGAUGACGAAACCAGUGCUGCGCGAGAAGGGACAGAACGGCAGACAGAGCAAGAGCAACGAAAGCGUCAGGAAAGUGGUGAAGGCGAAACGUAACCUGCCAGAAAAGGUUGACGACAACGUCAGGAUGACCAGGUCGAGACGUAGGCGUCUGGAGAUCAGCCUCUCGCCAUCGGAAGUCAAAAACGUCGUCCCGACCCUAUCCAUUGAGUCUGAUCGUCGAGUCAAUUCCAUUGAAAGCAGUAAGUCCGCGCGGAACAAGCGAGCCAACAGGAAUAACGGAAAGGCUAAAGCGGCCGCUAGCGCCAAGUCUAAAGUCAAAACGGUGGCCAAGAACAACAAGAAGAACGCGAAAAACGUCAAAGCGAAAGUCAACGCGCCGCCCGUGCGCACGCGCACCCGCGCGAACCGUAGGUGAAAAAAAUUCGUUCCUACCCGCACUAAAGAAAAAUCGUCGUUCGAACCCUAUAGACUGUUAACGAUUCGUAGUUAAUUCCAGCGUUCUAAAAAAAUUCCAAAAAAAAUCGACAAAAAAUUUGAAAAAAAAUAUAGUGACGCAAUACGGACGCUUGCUCAUCGUUUAGUUUAAAGUUAUUUAUUUAAAAAAAAAACAAUUUUUUAAGUUAUUCUAACGCCUAGUUGGAGUGUGCGAUGGACAAGUGUUUUUUUUUUUAAUUUUUAUUUAAUGUUACUAUUAAUUUAAGGCCUCCCGUUUUCCCAAAAUUACCAUUAGAUUUAAUUCUUUGAUUGUUAAUAUGUAUUCUGAAUAGACAAUUAUUAUUAAUAAUUAAUUAUUGUAAUUAGGUAAGAUCGAUGUGUGUUUGCGCACUUAAUAGUUAAAUUGGUUAUUUUUUAUUUACGUCCCUCUGUCGAUGGUAAAAUAAACAGUAAUGGAUUACACCCAAUGUGCCUUCGCGUUUGUUUUAACAAAUUUUAUCAUAUAUAAUCACUUUCUUUUCUUUAUAAAAUAAAAUGUAACUUGAUACCUGCGACAGCUGUCCGAAAUAACACAGUAAUACAGAUUAAAAACACGUGACAUUUUAUAUAAAUUUAAUUUAUUGAUACUAAAUAAUCAAGUAUUACUCCGAAUGUUAUGAAAUAAUACCGUUAGAAUGGAAUGAGUAGUUUUAUCUAGAAAGUAAAAAAACUUCUAAAGGGAUAAAAAAAAUAAGUAGAAAAUAUGCUAUCGCAAGAAUCAAGUCUUCGUAUGCUACACUUUGUCUGUCUUUUCGUUCAACCUUAUAACAAUCGAUUACUGAAUAUUUUACCACAUCAUUGAUAAUAAAUAGAAGAAAAAUAUUAGAAUUGUUAUGCUCUGUAGUACACUAUGACAUAUUGUAUCUGUAUUAACUCGUUCUAAACAAAAAAAGUUUAAAAUUCGAUUUUUAAAUUUCUUUCGAGCAUAAUAAUUUAUUUUACAUUCAAAAUUUAUUUGACAAACAGUUGAACAGAUCUCGAUAUAAUGUUGUAUAUGUAUAUUCGUUUGAGAUAUUUAGUAUAAUAGAUAUAAAUUUGUAAAAAUGACUUUUCGUGUUUCUUUGAUUUUAUUCCCUUGUAAAAUUGCACUAAUGGUUAAUGAGUUGAACAUUUCAGCAACGAUCUUCGAUUCUUUGACUUGAAAAAUUAACUAUGAUUUUGUAGGAAAUUCGUAUGUUGUUAAAUAUAUUACAUAGUGCGAUUUUCAAGGUAAUUCUAUCACAUAUUUCUCUUCCGAAAGUAUAUAUAUUUUGUGUAUGGUGGUGUAAGUGCCAAAGCGUGCUUGAAUUGUUGAAUUUUUAGCAAAUACGCGUUUUUAAAACACAGUUUUAAAUAAUUAUCACAAUGAAUUAUUCUCCACGUAUUUUCUUUUUCUUAGAUUUUUUUUUUGUUGUAAGCGCUUUUACCAAAAAACGUUUGUUUUGAUUGUAAAUACGUUAGAAUUAGUACAAAAAUCGGUGGAAGAUUAUCAUUAUUUAUGUAUGUGUUUAUAAUAAUAUGCAGAAACGCCGCUUUUCAAGUCUAGAGGCAUAUCAAUGAUUUUGCACUAAUACAUUUUGUAUCGUAGACUUGUGUUUGUCUGUUCAGAGCUUAUUUGAAAUUUGUGAUGAAAAUUAAAUAUGAUCUGUUUCAAUUUCUAAAAUUUAAAUUUGGCGGGUUCGCUGCUUGCUGUCAAAUGUCAUAUUAACUUUUUUUCGCUGAUUUUUUUUCACUUCACAGCAAGCGGCAAAGCUGAUCGGGAUUGUUGUAAAUCAUUGAGAGUUUAAAAAUAAGAUAAUUAACGAUUCGCAAUUUAUCAAAACUGAUGUAAUUUUUCACCAAUAAGUAUGUCUUUGGAGUCGAAAACUGUGUUCUUAGGCAAUAUGUUCGUUACUUUCGUGAACAACGCAGUGUUAUGUAAUAGUCGAAUAACAUCUUAAAUGUGUUUAAAACGAAAUAAAUGUAAUGUAUUUUUCAAUGUACCAAGUCGAAGAUACAUACAUUUAAAUUUUUUGGGAAAUUAAAAAUUUCCGAAUGCUUGAUAUGAAAUAAGCUAUGUCAUUUGAAGUGCACUUAAUGGAUUGAACCAAAAAAGAUUAUAUAAUUUUAUAAAGUGUUAGAAGUUAUUAUUGAAGAGUCGGCGAUUAAAUAAAUGUUUUUGUAAACACGAAUGCCGGCUGGAGAUAUUGGAUUGUAAUAAAUAUACCAUUUUAACAUUU
Messenger RNA from Zerene cesonia (dogface butterfly), 6919 nucleotides. Its product is annotated as ribosomal protein S6 kinase alpha-5-like. Bases 1024 to 4662 code for a protein of 1212 amino acids. Lineage: Eukaryota; Metazoa; Arthropoda; Insecta; Lepidoptera; Pieridae. The record is from RefSeq and is a predicted model, not a curated record. The transcript is spliced from 18 exons. Gene Ontology annotation, molecular function: ATP binding; protein serine/threonine kinase activity. Gene Ontology annotation, biological process: regulation of DNA-templated transcription; protein phosphorylation.